Molecule: messenger RNA, 450 nt
Organism: Pararge aegeria (speckled wood butterfly)
Lineage: Eukaryota; Metazoa; Arthropoda; Insecta; Lepidoptera; Nymphalidae
Gene: apn
Exons: 3
Coding region: 1-450 (149 amino acids)
Source: RefSeq, a predicted model, not a curated record
AUGUGCAGAAUGUUUGGAGUGUUGUCCUUGGCCUAUGUGGCUAUCUUCAUGUUGACGGUGGUACACUGUAAGGAAGUAUCCAGCUCGGGACUUGUGGAUUUUCUAAAUAAAGAUAGCAGUAUGGGUCGUACGUUUGGACACAACGCUCUGAAACGUCUCUCAUUCAUCUUCCUUCCGGUGAUGUUCACACUGGGCGUCAUCUCCACUCUCUUGAUGUCACUAGCUGUGAUCUCCGUGAAAAACCUCGCGAUAGGCGUUGUUCUCCUGAUUGUAGCCGUUAGCCAAGCUGUUUCGAGGCUGUUUUCUGCGGCUGCCGCACCUGCACCGUUAGUGUUCCACCCACGUGCUGAACUCCUGCCCGCACCUGCAGUACCUGCUCCAUGGCCCCCAACGGGCCCUCUCCUAUCACCAUGGGCCAGAUCCGAUAACGAUGCGACUAUAUCUGACUAA